Messenger RNA from Triplophysa rosa, 3221 nucleotides. It is a transcript of the gene kiss1ra, whose product is annotated as KISS1 receptor a. Gene Ontology annotation, molecular function: G protein-coupled peptide receptor activity. Gene Ontology annotation, cellular component: membrane. The record is from RefSeq and is a predicted model, not a curated record. Gene Ontology annotation, biological process: neuropeptide signaling pathway. The transcript has 5 exons. The coding region runs from base 197 to 1288 and encodes 363 amino acids. Lineage: Eukaryota; Metazoa; Chordata; Actinopteri; Cypriniformes; Nemacheilidae.
GCUCGCAAGGGCUCCUUUUUCAAAGAGCCGAAGAGAAGCCAAGCAAAAUCUUAACAAUCUGCGAAACUACGUGAAUGAGGUGAAAAUACAACUGCAGAUUUAGAAUGUGCUGGCAUGAGGAUUUUGUCACUGUCUGAAAGAAGAGACUUUAUACUUUCAUCUUUUUUGAAAUUGUUGUACAAGUGAGUGUAACAUCAUGUUUGAUUGGAACUUGACUGAGCUGAUGAACAGAUCUGUUGGAAACUCCAGCAUGGAGGAUACAGAGGAAGAGGAGCAUCCUUUCCUGACGGACGCUUGGCUGGUGCCUCUCUUCUUCUCUCUCAUCAUGCUGGUGGGGCUGAUCGGGAACUCGCUGGUCAUUUAUGUCAUCUCCAAGCAUAGGCAGAUGAGGACCGCUACUAACUUUUACAUUGCUAAUUUGGCUGCGACUGACAUCAUUUUCCUGCUAUGCUGUGUGCCGUUUACCGCCACGCUCUAUCCUCUACCCGGCUGGAUAUUCGGGGACUUCAUGUGCAAAUUUGUUGCUUUUCUCCAACAAGUGACUGUACAGGCAACAUGCAUCACUCUGACAGCGAUGAGUGGAGACCGUUGCUACGUGACCGUGUAUCCUCUGAAGUCCCUUCACCACCGGACCCCACGCGUCGCUAUGAUUGUUAGCAUCUGUAUCUGGAUCGGUUCCUUCAUUCUUUCCAUACCGAUCUUCAUAUACCAGAGGCUUGAGGAUGGCUAUUGGUAUGGGCCAAGAAAAUACUGCAUGGAGAGGUUCCCCUCAAAGACCCAUGAGAAGGCUUUCAUCUUGUAUCAGUUCAUAGCUGUGUAUCUACUCCCUGUCCUUACCAUCUCUUUCUGUUACUCCUUCAUGUUGAAGAGAGUAGGACAGGCCUCUGUUGAACCUGUGGACAACAACCAUCAGGUCCACUUGCUCUCAGAGAGAACCAUCUCCAUUAGGGGUAAGAUUUCCAAAAUGGUAGUGGUCAUUGUUGUCCUCUUCACCAUCUGCUGGGGUCCCAUUCAGAUCUUUGUCCUCUUCCAGUCUUUCUAUCCAAACUUCAAGGCGAACUACACAACCUAUAAGAUCAAGACGUGGGCUAACUGCAUGUCCUAUGCCAACUCUUCUAUCAACCCCAUUGUCUAUGGUUUUAUGGGGGCCAGCUUCCGCAAGUCUUUCAGGAAGACCUUCCCGUUCCUCUUCAGACACAAAGUGAGGGACAGCAGCGUGGCCUCUCGCACGGCCAAUGCGGAAAUGAAGUUUGUAGCAACUGAAGAGAGCAACACUGAGAGAAAAUGAAUUCAGAACGUUUUCAGCGCACCUUAACCGUUUCAUUGUGCGGCACAGACUUCCCCUGCACUGAGCAGAUUAGAAGGGUAAUAUUCACUGUUCAAUGAGUUAUGAGUUGUGAAAAAAUCCUUUUAGAGAGAAAGGUUGCUCUCAACUGUGAAGCACAUCUGCUCGCAUAAAUGAAAAUAAUUGAGUGGUAUUAUUUAAUAUUUAAGGCCUUUAAAUAACAUUUCUGUAACCCAAAAGGUGCAUUUUUGUGAGGUCGUUGUGUACUACAAGAGCUUGCGUUUUGAAGAAGCGUGGAUGGAAAGUAAGGGUGAAUCAGAUUCGAGCCCGGGCUGCCAGCGUCGAUGUGUAGGUGCUUGCCUGAGAGGAUGUUGACUCAUCCAUUGUGUUUGGCAUAUACGCGACACCUCCCUGUGCAUACUUUGCAAACCGACCACUCCGAACUUUCAACAGCAUUUACAUUAUCUGAAUGUUGUACAUGAACCUGAAGACUUGUACUCUUAGACUCUCACAAAGCACAAAAGACAGAACAUAUGGCCUUCGAAGGGCAGAUGAACACAUUACGCUUCACCUCUUCUGUGAGUAAGACUUCGGACAUUCUCAUAGGAUGGGGAUUAGUCGACAUGUCUAAACGGCAUUGAGGUUGAAAGGCAACAUUUCAUUAUUGUUAUAAUAAUUAUCAGAUUUAAAGGGCGGUGUCUAUCCUAAGCAUUAUGCCAUAUUCAUUGUGCUGAAUUUUAAACGAAUUGCAUCCUCCUGGGAUUUCUAAACGUGUUCAUCAUUUUGAUGUAAUAAUUAUUGUAAUAACGUUUCUUUAAUGCACAAACUGGCAAUUCAACACAUUUAAAGAGUACUUUUAUUUACUAUGUGAAUAGAGGGAAUUCAGUUCUUUGCUACCAUAAAGCUUGCUUAAUUCAUUUAGUCUUAAGCGGAAAUAGGUGUCAGAUCAUUAGCAUUUGUGAAAUAUUUUGACAAGUAGCUAAAAGCUUUUCUUGAAGUGCUGCCAGUUGGCAUCAAUACAUUAUUCAGCAUCCUUGAAGCAUGUUUUAUAAAUGCCUUAAUGAAUUCUUUUUAAGAUUUGAAUGUGACUGGGCUUUAACAGCUAUCCUUUUUUUGUAGCAUUUAUUUUUUAUUUCCUCCUCUCAUGAAUCUAUUUGUUUGUCUGCUUAUUCCUAGUGUCACAGUAAUAUUCAUAGAUGAAGAAGAGACUUCAUUAUUGUUUUCUGUGCAAUUUCCUGUCUAUUGAACACUCUUAUGAUAUAAUUAGAUAUUGCAUUUAGCAACAACAAACGUAUUAUCAGUGCGAUCGGGGUUUUCAAAAGGAUCAUCAUUAUGAGACAUGCUUCGUAUUUUCAAAGUGAAUGUGAAAUAAAUUUUCUAAACCUAUUAACAAUUCUUCAACUUGCUCCAAUGACAUCAAACAGAUAUUUGAUAUUCACUGCAUAAUGCAUCUUUAAUUACCAUGCACGCUGUUUCGCUCGAAGAAACAGGCAGGCAAAAUCAAGCAGUUGGACUGAUGGACUAAUAGCAUGGAAAUAACCCCACGAUGCCACCUACACAAGCACCCAAUUAUCUCGAGCGCUGAAAAAGGGGGCAGGAAGAGUGUAAUCAGUCUUGCUCAUUUGAAAGCAUUUAACCAACAUACAGUAUAUCCUCAAGUUAGCAUGAGGUCAGUAAAUGUAACAGAGGGGCAAUUCCGUGAAAAUGUCAACUUUACCAUGAAAAAAUUAAGUUUUUACCAACGGUUUUUACUUUGGUAACAGCACAGAUAUUAACAUUUGGUGGUUCAAAUACCCAUGUGAGAUCUCUCUUCAAAUUUGUAAAGCAUUUGUUUUAUUUUUAGUGCAUGAUUUUUCAUAGUCAGGUAAGUGCCAUUUUCAGGAUUGUCACAUCCAUAACGGUACAUAUUCCUCAUAAAUGGACACAUGAAAAUUAA